Messenger RNA from Pseudoliparis swirei, 8851 nucleotides. RefSeq names its product sodium channel protein type 4 subunit alpha-like. Bases 2311 to 8217 code for a protein of 1968 amino acids. Gene Ontology annotation, biological process: membrane depolarization during action potential; neuronal action potential; sodium ion transmembrane transport. NCBI's taxonomy places the organism in Eukaryota, Metazoa, Chordata, Actinopteri, Perciformes, Liparidae. The transcript has 32 exons. Gene Ontology annotation, cellular component: voltage-gated sodium channel complex; plasma membrane; axon. The record is from RefSeq and is a predicted model, not a curated record. Gene Ontology annotation, molecular function: protein binding; voltage-gated sodium channel activity.
ACUUGAGCACUUGGAGCUGACUUUGUGUUCCAAGUGCGCCACUGAAAGAACCAGCAGAAUUCAGUGCACUGAAAGUACCCGGAUGGCGCUCUGCAAACGGGUAAAACAUGUGAAACGAUGGACACUACUCGCCCUCAACGGCCGCCAUCUUGGUGACGUACCGGAAGAGGAGGAGCCCUUUCGCCAGCUCUUCAUUUUAUUUCUAAAACAAUGGCGGACAGCACAAGCGGUAGACCACGAAGCUACAGACCGUAAAUAGACGUUUCCUGGAGGUGCUGGUGCUGGUCCUCUGCUGCCCUCCCGACAUCAACAUCUGGCUCCAAUGACCUCUGGCACCUCACAUCCACCUCCAGGGCCUUUAAGAAGAUGGACCGCCAUCGCGUCUUCAGUAUCCCGAAGGACCUCUCCACAACACAGCUGGCCUUUGACAGGCAGCAGUUGUAGCUUGGAGGUGGACAGGCUGCCUGAAGGGGGUCAUGAGGCAGAUGGGUUGGGACAGGCAGGGGGAGCCACCAUCCCCAAGGAUACAGUAUCCUGGUGGAGGGGAUGACUGCUCAUAGAAGAUGGGGCUGUUAUUCAGGACCCUGGCAUCAUGCUCUGAGUCUGGGUAGCCCACAUGAAUUUGCACUUAUCCCAGAUGGCCUGCAGCUGGAUGGAAUGAAAAAGCUUCCUGUUAAAAUAGCAGGCAGCAUCCUCCGCUGGGGGCUUCACUCUGACGUGGCAGCCAUCAAUAGCCCCCACCACUCUGCUGAAGGCUGCCGACCCAGCUAGACGGGCGGGCAGGAAGGGAAGAUUAUAUUAAUAUGCAAGUCAUUUUAUCAAUAAAAUGUUGUCAUUGAGGUUUUGUAGUCUUUUAUUGCGUUUUCUGGUUUAUAUUAGAAUUGAUGCAUGUUUGUAACAAUAAUUAAUAUGCCUGUGUGUUCAAUUGCUCAUUGAUUCCUGUAUCAGGGUGAACUUCACUACAACAGAGAUGUGUAUAAAAGUACAGUCAGUCAAAGUAGGCCUAUUACUGUGAAUUCAAGCAGAUGAUGCCUAUCAUUUCAGUGGAUAAUUCUUAAAACUAAUUGGAAUCUAGCGACAAACAUGUACAGAGUUGUCAUGUUUUAUUUCCAUAUGGUGUGUAUGUGGAUUGCAAAGAAGAAGGCUACUUCUGACAAAGAUAAUUGAGAAUUUAGCAUACCUAGCGAGGAGAAUUUAAUUGCAACUACUACAUGAAGCUAUGCUGUGAAGGUAAGGCAAAAUCACACAAUUAAAUGUACAUAUACCAUCUCGACUUCAGCCAGAAGGCGGAGGCUCCUGCCGCGAUUGUGGAGGUAUCGCAGUUUCCACAUGGGGUGGAGAAAGGGGUAAACAAGGGACAACAAGAGGGCAAGAAGUGCUUCAUUUUGUCACUUUAAGGGUUUGGUUUAUCGCAAGUAGAUUUGCAUACGUCACUCCCGGCUUAAUUUCGCGGGUGCCGUGAACAGAUUUGCGUCCGUCACUUCCGCCAAGUGGUUAACGUAAGUGUUCCAUUUGAGACAGCACUUCAUCAGCGACGCAAUACAGUGCACUGAAUUGUAGUGCACUGCAUUGCAGUGUACUUCGUAAAGUGUGCGGUAGUAGACACAGCCAAUGUUUAUCGUCUGAAAGUCGGACGAAACAUCGUCAAACACAAAAACACUUCAUCGGGAAACAUCGUAAAAUUAUGAAAUAAGUUCAAGAAAACAUCGUCAAGUACUUAGUUAGGUUUAUGAAAAGAUCGUGAAGUCCUUAGGUUUAUGAAAAGAUCGUGAAGUCCUUAGUUAGGUUUAUGAAAAGAUCGUGAAGUCCUUCGGUUUUUAAAGACACGCAUGUUUAUAACGAUGUCGGCUGAGUUGGUGAGAGGCAUUCUGGGUAAUGUAGGAAAAAGGAAACGAGCUUGAGGGAGACUGAAGCCUCAUAAUCAUAAUAUUUACAUUAAGGAAAGGCUUGUUGGUGAUGAUGGAUCGAGUUAUUGAUCGGUCCUCUGACCUGAUCAGCUCCGUAUUGAUCGAUGCUCUGUCCCGAUCAGCUUCGUAUUGAUCGGUCCUCUGACCCGAUCAGCUCCGUAUUCAUCGGUCCUCUGACCCGAUCAGCCUCGUAUUGAUCGGUCCUCUGUCCCGAUCAGCUUCGUAUUGAUCGGUCUUCUGUCCCAAUCAGCUUCGUAUUAAUCGGUCCUCUCUCCCGAUCAGCUCUGUAUUGAUCGGUCCUCUCUCUCGAUCAGCCCCAUAUUGAUCGGUCCUCUCUCCCGAUCAGCCCCAUAUUGAUAGGUCCUCUCUCCCGGCCCGCCAGCAGCAGGCUCAGGAUGAGAAGAUGGCCGGCUGCGUGUUUCCAAUGGGACCAGAGAGCUUUCAGCGCUUCACGCCGGACUCCCUGGCGGCCAUCGAGCAGCGCAUCGCCCAGGAGAGGGCCCGCCGCAGCAAACACUACCAGGAGGACCUGGGUGACGUGGUGCUCCCCCGGCGCCGGGCCGACCUGGAGGCAGGGAAACAGCUGCCGCGCAUCUUCGCCGACAUCCCGUCUCACCUGGUGGGCGUUCCCCUGGAGGACAUCGACCAGUACUACUUCAAAGACAAGAGGACCUUCGUGGUCCUGAACAAAGGGAAGGCCAUCUUCCGCUUCUCGGCCACGUCAGCGCUCUACAUCUUCAGCCCCUUCAACCUCGUCCGCCGAGUCUCCAUCAGGAUCCUGGUGCACUCGCUGUUCAGCCUCUUCAUCAUGUGCACCAUCCUCACCAACUGCUGCUUCAUGGCCAUGUCAGAACCCGCCUCCUGGGCCAAGUACCUGGAGUACACCUUCACAGGUAUCUACACCUUUGAGUCCCUGGUAAAGAUCCUGGCCCGGGGGUUCUGCGUGGGCCCCUUCACCUUCCUGAGGGACCCGUGGAACUGGCUGGACUUCAGCGUGAUCGCCAUGGCAUAUGUGACUGAGUUUGUGGACCUGGGUAAUGUGUCCGCCUUGAGGACGUUCAGGGUGCUGCGGGCGCUCAAAACCAUCUCAGUCAUCCCAGGCCUGAAGACCAUCGUGGGCGCCCUGAUCCAGUCGGUGAAGAAGCUGGCCGACGUGAUGAUCCUCACCGUGUUCUGCCUGAGCGUGUUCGCGCUCAUCGGCCUGCAGCUCUUCAUGGGAAACCUGCGGCAGAAGUGCGUCCGCAGCGCGGCGCACUGCGUCAAUGGCAGCCUGCCGGCCAACGCCAGCUUCCACUGCAACAACAGGACCUGGGCCUCCCUCAAGGAGUUCGUCAACCACGAGGACAACUUCUACAAGGUGGAAGGAGCCAAGGACGCUUUGAUCUGUGGGAACAGCAGCGACGCAGGAAAGUGCCCAGAUGGGUUUGACUGCCUGAAGGCAGGAAAGAACCCAAACUACGGCUACACCAGCUUCGACAGCUUCGGCUGGGCCUUCCUGUCCCUGUUCCGCCUGAUGACCCAAGACUACUGGGAGAACCUCUACCACCAGACGCUGCGCUCGGCCGGUAAGACCUACAUGGUGUUCUUCGUGGUGGUCAUCUUCCUGGGCUCCUUCUACCUGGUGAACCUGAUCCUGGCCGUGGUCGCCAUGGCCUACGAGGAGCAGAACCAGGCCACCAUCGCCGAGGCCAGCCAGAAAGAGCGGGAGUUUCAGGUUGCCAUGGAGAUGCUGAAGAAGGAGCAGCAGGCCGCCGCCCAGAAGCUCCUGGACUCGGACUCCAUCGCGUCACCUGAACUCUCCCCCUUCGGUCUGCCGUUGGACCGCGUGGAGGAGCGGAGGCGGAGUCAGGCGCUUGUGGGCGUGGCCGACGUGCAGGCGAACCUAUCGGAGGAGAAGCUGCUGCAGGUGGACUUGACGGACGGCGGAAAGCCGCUCCUCGCGCGCUCCUUCUCCUCCAGGACGCGGCGCAGCAGCCAGGUCUCCUCCAUCUUCAACUUCCGUCUGAGGAGCCGGGGGUCGGAGGCGGAGAUGGCCGACGACGAGUACAGCGUCCCGGGCGACGUGGUGGACGGCGUCGGGGGGCGGACCUACAGCGGCGGGACCUUCAGCGGCAUCCUGCCCCAUCCAGGGCACAAACGACGAGCCAGCACCUACAGCAACGCCAGCAGGAACUCCCAGGUUUUUUAUCCGACUCUCAAUGUUAACGGGAAGCUGUUUGUUGCCAUGGACCAGAACGGGGUUUCCCCACCAUCGCUGCAGGGGCAGCUUCCUGCCUGCACCAUGGAGAAGGUCAAGGAGGAGAGUGUCCCCACCUCCACCACGGAGCUCAGCACCAUGCUGCUCCCUCGGCCCUCGUCCAAUCAGGACCCGGUGAGGAGGGGCCGCACGCUCAGCGCCGCCAGCUACCUCACCGACGCCAUGGAAGAGUUGGAGGAGGCCCAUCAGAAGUGCCACCCCUGCUGGUACCUGUUUGCGCGGCGCUACCUGGUGUGGGAGUGCGCCCCCUGCUGGCGGCGCCUGAAGCAGCGCGUCACGCUGGUGGUCAUGGACCCGUUCCUGGACCUCCUCAUCACCGUGUGCAUCGUGCUCAACACGCUGUUCAUGGCCAUGGAGCACUACCCCAUGACGGAGGAGUUCAACGCCAUGCUGGGCGUCGGCAACCAGGUGUUCUCGGGCAUCUUCACGCUGGAGAUGGUGCUGAAGGUCAUCGCUCUGGACCCGUUCUACUACUUCCAGACGGGCUGGAACGUCUUCGACUGCAUCAUCGUCUGCCUCAGCCUGAUGGAGCUGGGCCUGUCCGACGUGGAGGGGCUCAGCGUGCUGCGCUCCUUCAGACUGCUGCGCGUGUUCAAGCUGGCGCGCUCGUGGCCGACGCUCAACACGCUGAUCAAGAUCAUCGGGAACUCCAUGGGCGCCCUGGGCAACCUGACGCUCGUCCUCGCCAUCAUCGUCUUCAUCUUCGCCGUGGUCGGCAUGCAGCUGUUUGGGAAGAACUACCAGGACUGCGUGUGUAAGAUCUCCAGGGACUGCUCCCUGCCCCGCUGGCACAUGAAGGACUUCUUCCACUCCUUCCUCAUCGUGUUCCGGGUCCUGUGUGGCGAGUGGAUCGAGACCAUGUGGGACUGCAUGGAGGUGGCGGGCCAGCCGCUCUGCCUGCUGGUCUUCAUGCUGGUCAUGGUCAUCGGGAACCUGGUGCUGCUGAACCUCUUCCUGGCUCUGCUGCUCAGCAGCUUCAGCUCAGACAACCUGUCGGCGCCCGACGACGACGGAGAGAUGAACAACCUGCACAUCGCCAUCCACCGGAUCACCAGGGGCCUGGCCUGGUGCCGCGGACAGGUGCUGGACUUCUUCAACGGGAACCUGAAGCGCCGCCGUCAGAACAGGAAGGAGAACACGGCGAUGAUGAAGCUGAAGCGCCUGAGCAGCAUCCACACCGAGGUCAACGGGGUCAUCGGCCGCCAUGUGGAGAAGUACGUGGUGCCGGAGGACGACAGCUACAUGACCAACCCCAACCUCACCAUCAGCGUGCCCAUCGCACCGGGGGAGUCCGACCUCGAGUUCCCCGAGGAGGAGGAGGAGGAGGAGGAGGAGGAGCAGAGCGAGGGAUCCGAGGAGGAAGAGGCAGAGCAGAGGGAGGAGAAAGACGCCGUCAGCCUAUCAGAGGGCAGCACGGCGGACCUGAGGAAGGAGGAAGAGGACGAAGACUCAGAGACGGCCGACGAGAACAUGGAGCCAGACAACUGCUUCCCCGACUGCUGCGUCUCCAGGCUCCGGUGCUGUGCCGUGGACUCGUCUGCCGGUCCGGGUCAGACCUGGUGGAGACUGAGGAAGACCUGCUUCCACAUCGUAGAGCACAGCUGGUUCGAGUCCUUCAUCAUCUUCAUGAUCCUGCUGAGCUCGGGAGCCCUGGCCUUUGAGGACAUCUACAUCGAGCAGAGGAAGGUGGUGAAGGUGGUGCUGGAGUACGCAGACAAGAUCUUCACCUACAUCUUCAUCCUGGAGAUGUUGCUCAAGUGGCUCGCGUACGGCUUCAAGAAGUACUUCACCAACUACUGGUGCUGGCUCGACUUCCUCAUCGUGGACGUGUCUCUGGUCAGCUUGGUGGCCAACACGUUGGGUUACUCAGACUUUGCAGCCAUCAAGUCUCUGAGGACGCUCCGGGCCCUGCGGCCCCUGAGGGCCCUCUCCAGAUUUGAAGGCAUGAGGGUGGUGGUGAACGCCCUGAUCGGGGCCAUCCCCUCCAUCAUGAACGUGCUGCUGGUCUGCCUCAUCUUCUGGCUCAUCUUCAGCAUCAUGGGCGUCAACCUGUUCGCCGGCAAGUUCGGCCGCUGCGUCAACCGCACGGGUCACAUCUACGAGUCCGCCGACAUCAACAACAAGUCUGAGUGCGAGGCGCUCAACAACACCUCGCUCUACUACUGGACCACGGUCAAGGUCAACUUCGACAACGUCGGGGCCGGAUACCUGGCGCUGCUGCAAGUGGCCACCUUCAAAGGCUGGAUGGAUAUCAUGUACGCUGCGGUGGACUCACGAGCUGUGGAAGAGCAGCCGAUCAAGGAGAUCAAUCUCUACAUGUACCUGUACUUUGUCAUCUUCAUCAUCUUCGGCUCCUUCUUCACCCUCAACCUCUUCAUCGGCGUCAUCAUCGAUAACUUCAACCAGCAGAAGCGAAAGUUAGGAGGACAGGACAUCUUCAUGACGGAGGAGCAGAAGAAGUACUACAACGCCAUGAAGAAGCUGGGCUCCAAGAAGCCCCAGAAGCCCAUCCCCCGCCCUCUGAACGCCGUGCAGGGCUUCUUCUUCGACCUGGCGGGGAAGCAGGCCUUCGACAUCAUCAUCAUGGUGCUGAUCCUCUUCAACAUGAUCACCAUGAUGGUGGAGACGGACGAGCAGUCGCCCCAGAUGGAGCACAUACUCAACAACAUCAACCUGGCCUUCAUCAUCGUCUUCACCUUCGAGUGCCUCGUGAAGAUCGUGGCGCUGCGGUGCUACUUCUUCACCGUCGGCUGGAACAUCUUCGACUUCGUGGUCGUCAUCCUCUCCAUCGUCGGUAUCGUGCUCGCGGACAUCAUCGAGAAGUACUUUGUGUCGCCGACGCUGUUCCGAGUGAUCCGAUUGGCCCGCAUCGGACGCAUUCUGCGUCUCAUCCGAGGGGCCAAGGGCAUCCGGACGCUGCUGUUCGCCCUCAUGAUGUCGCUUCCCGCGCUCUUCAACAUCGGACUGCUCCUCUUCCUGGUCAUGUUCAUCUACGCCAUCUUCGGCAUGGCCAACUUCGCCUACGUGAAGCGGCAGGCGGGCAUCGACGACAUGUUCAACUUCGAGACGUUCGGGAACAGCAUGAUCUGCCUGUUCCAGAUCACCACCUCGGCCGGCUGGGACAGCCUGCUGAGCCCAAUCCUCAACAACUCCCCCGAGGAGUGCAACGCCAGCAUCCGCCACACGGGCACCGCCGUGCGGGGCGACUGCGGGAACCCGUCGGUGGGCAUCACCUUCUUCGUCACCUACAUCAUCAUCUCCUUCCUCAUCGUGGUCAACAUGUACAUCGCCAUCAUCCUGGAGAACUUCAGCGUGGCCACGGAGGAGAGCACCGAGCCGCUGAGCGAGGACGACUUCGAGAUGUUCUACGAGGUUUGGGAGAAGUUCGACUCCGAGGCCACGCAGUUCAUGGAGUACGCCGCGCUGUCCGACUUCGCCGACUCGCUGUCGGAGCCGCUGAGGAUCAGCAAGCCCAACAAGAUCAAGCUGAUCUCCAUGGACCUCCCCAUGGUCAGCGGGGACAAGAUCCACUGCCUGGACAUCCUCUUCGCCUUCACCAAGCGCGUCCUGGGCGAGUCGGGCGAGAUGGACGCCCUGAAGCAGCAGAUGGAAGAGAAGUUCAUGAUGGCCAACCCGUCCAAGAUCUCCUACGAGCCCAUCACCACCACCCUGAGGCGCAAGCAGGAGGACGUCUCGGCCACGGCGAUCCAGAGGUGCUACCGCAGGCACCUGGUGCGGCGGCAGCUGAAGGCCGCCUCCUACCUGUACCGCCAGAUCACCACGCCGCGGCACGCGGGGGAGGACGGCGAGGACGCCUUGGAGGAAGCGCCGGAGAAAGAAGGGCUCAUCGCCGCCAUGAUGAGGGAGAACUACGGCUCCGGCCCGUUGGGGGCGGACCGCUGCAGGACCGCCUCCGCCACCUCGUCGCCGCCGUCCUACGGCGGCGUCACGAGAGCCACGUCCGAGACCCGAGACCCGCUCGCCGCCGGGGCGGGAGCCGGGGCCGGCGACGGCGAACCGAGCGAGCGAGCGCCGGCGAAGGUCGACCCUUAAGGAGGGAACCGGACCGCAGGGGAACCGACGAGCAGAAAAUAACUGAAUCCAACGGAUGAGGACGUCCUCGUUCCGGGAUCGGCCCGUUGGUUCUUUUGUUUUACUGAAUGUACCUCGGACGAGGGCUGAGGGGACGACUAAGGGGACGACUAAGGGCUGAGGAGGCGACUAAGGGGGCGACUGAGGGCUGAGGAGGCGACUAAGGGCUGAGGAGGCGACUAAGGGGGCGACUAAGGGGACGACUGAGGGCUGAGGAGGCGACUAAGGGGACGACUGAGGGCUGAGGAGGCGACUAAGGGGCGACUGAGGGCUGAAGAGGCGACUAAGGGGACGACUAAGGGGACGACUGAGGGCUGAGGAGGCGACUAAGGGGGCGACUGAGGGCUGAGGAGGCGACUAAGGGGACGACUAAGGGGACGACUGAGGGCUGAGGAGGCGACUAAGGGGGCGACUGAGGGCUGAGGAGGCGACUAAGGGGACGACUAAGGGCUGAGGAGGCGACUGAGGGCUGAGGAGGCGACUAAGGGGACGACUGAGGGCUGAGGGGACGACUAAGUGGACGACUAAGGGCUGAGGAGGCGACUAAGGGGGCGACUGAGGGCUGAGGAGGCGACUAAGGGGACGACUAAGGGGA